Cavenderia fasciculata is the source of this 216-nucleotide messenger RNA. RefSeq lists its product as uncharacterized. NCBI's taxonomy places the organism in Eukaryota, Evosea, Eumycetozoa, Acytosteliales, Cavenderiaceae. The transcript has a single exon. The record is from RefSeq and is a predicted model, not a curated record. The coding region runs from base 1 to 216 and encodes 71 amino acids.
AUGACCGGAGUCAACACCGUUAUCGAAGCCCUCGAAACCGAGACCCUCGAACAAGUUAUCGUCAAGCUCAACGCUGCCUUGAACUCUACCUACCAAGUCUCUCAAUUCGAUUGUUCACUCCCAACCUCUGCUUGGGUCAAGAUCGAUCUUGCCACUCCAGUCUCUUCCAUCCAACUCGGUGAAGAAUCUACCCUCCGUUACAUGCUCAGAGUUUAA